Molecule: messenger RNA, 1464 nt
Organism: Parnassius apollo (apollo)
Lineage: Eukaryota; Metazoa; Arthropoda; Insecta; Lepidoptera; Papilionidae
Source: the annotation of a GenBank genome assembly
AUGUGGUCCUUACCCUUUCCCAUACCUGUACCUAUUCCACUCCCAAUUCCUACUCCUGUCUUUAUUCCUACUACGAGAAAUUCGGCUAAGGGUAUAAUGAAGGAGAUCAAUAAAAUUCAAGAUAAAAUGCCAACGGAUCCCUUCGAAGCCGAGUUAUUGAUGAUGGCAGAAAUGGUAGCUGGUGAUAAGAAAAAAGAUCAGAGUGAUUCUGAUACAGAAGAUGAGAAUGAAGAAAGCUUUAGUCCAGUCGGUGGGAUGGAUGGAAACAACGCGUUUGGUGAAGACAUGCUUCAGAUGGCGCUUAAAAUGGCUACGGAGUAUGAAGACCAGCCUGUCGAUCUUGAGUCGGCUAUGACGGCCAACACUAUUACGCCGAGUUCACAUCCCGGUAUGCCAGGUCUGGAGGGCGAGGGCAUGCACGCGCAGCAGCUGAUAGCGCUGGAGCAGCAGCGCGCGGUGGCGGCGCUGCGCGCGGCGGCGCCCCGUAAGCGCACGGGCGCGGGCGCGCCAGACGCAGCCGCAGCUGCAGGCGCGGGCGCGCGCGCCACGCGCUCAAAGCGGCGACGUGCCGAGCCCGCGCCGCCGCCGCCCGAGCCGCCGCGCGAGCCGCAAGAGAAACCCGACGCCAAUAUGUGCCUCAAGUACACUUUCGGCGUAAACGCGUGGAAGCAGUGGGUGAUGACGAAGAACGCGGAGAUCGAGAAAAGCUCAGUGCGACGCAAGCCAUUCAAGUCAGAGAUCCUGCAACUGACGGCCGACGAACUCAAUUACUCACUUUGUCUCUUUGUAAAGGAAGUGCGCAAGCCCAACGGAAGCGAAUACGCACCAGAUACCAUUUAUUAUUUGGUUUUAGGAAUUCAACAAUAUCUAUUUGAAAAUGGAAGGAUAGACAACAUAUUCACAGAUCCUUACUACGAGAAAUUUACGGAUUGCUUAGACGAAGUUGCAAGGAAAUUUUCAGUUUUAUAUAAUGAUUCUCAGUACAUAGUGACGAGGGUAGAAGAGGAACAUUUGUGGGAGAGUAAGCAGUUAGGCGCACAUUCUCCGCACGUUCUUUUAUCUACGCUUAUGUUUUUUAAUACAAAACACUUUAAUUUAGUGACCGUAGAUGAACACAUGCAAUUGUCUUUCUCACACAUAAUGAAGCAUUGGAAACGAAAUCCAAAUCAGCCAGGACAAGCUAAGAUUCCCGGCUCGAGAAAUGUGCUUUUGCGCUUCUAUCCGCCACAGUCCGCACUCGAAGCAAAUUCACGAAAGAAAAAGGUAUAUGAACAGCAGGAAAAUGAAGAAAACCCUCUACGGUGCCCAGUGAAAUUAUACGAAUUUUAUAUCUCAAAGUGUCCUGAGUCCGUGCCCGCUCAGCCGCGCUGCACUGGCGAAAAUGUUGCACCGCGUCAAGAUGGUGAAGGAGAUAAACAUCGCAUUGCUAACGAGCUAAGAUUUCACAACACAGUCACGUGCUGA